UAUAAGCAAAUUAUCCGUCCCUCUCCGAACAUGUAAAUUUUACAUUAACCAAUAUUAUUCAGGUGUUUUCUAACUGAUCUUACCUCAUUAGCUAGCUACUAUUUGUCAUGCUCUCCCAGAACGAAAAUGGCACAAGGGAAUCAGGGAAUGCCGUGGCAAUGCUUAAUUAUGAAGCUUCUUACUACCAUGCCUACCAUGCCAAUAUCUACUCUGACAAUGCUUGAAUAUAAUCUUUUUUCGACUAAGAAUGCUUGAAUAUAAUCGGCACGACUUCUCUUUUUUUUCUUUUUAGGAUGAAAAAUCGACGAGACAGCACAAAGGAAACUUGUUCGAUAUUGACAUUGACACGCAAAAUCGAUCACAUGGCAAUGUCGGCAAUGCCAAGUAUUAGCCUUUUUGAAGUGGUCAAGCCAAUCCAUCUUCCCAAGAGAACCUAAACCAAAUUAAAGCACCAGGAAGACUGGUAGUCUUUUGGCUUGUAUUCAGACAGAGAGAGAGAAGACUUAGUAGUUGACCACUUCGGAAUCCGGCCACCCUCUGCCUGCGACGACGAGGCCAUCUUUCCGGAGAGCACAUCAGUUCAUAGAUUCAGUAUCAUCAGGAUUCAGUCCCCUCUGCAAUUCAAGCACCAUGCGUCCAGCAAAUCUCUUUUGCUUAGACGUGACGACGAUGGCAGUGGUUGCAGUGGUACUUGCAACUGCAGCACCGUCCGUCUCCGGGCAGCUCCCUGACUAUCCCACGGCCAACCUCUCGACGCGGUAGGUCAACAACGCCGCGGUGCUCCCGCACAGUAUCACCUACACCGACGGGUCAGCCGUGCGCGCAAUCAUCCUCCGGUCAACACAAACUUUAUAUGGCCCCUCCUUUGCCGCAGGGUUCUUCUGCGCUCCACCCUGCCAAGCAUUCCUCUUCGCUGUCUUCAUCGCCAACUUCAAUAGCGGUUAUGGCUUACCCUUAGAGGAAAACAAUAUGGCACGGGUUAUCUGGUCGGCCAACCGGGCAAGUCCUUUGGGAGAGAAUGCUACCCUUGAGUUAACUGGAGAUGGCGAUCUUGUCCUCCGUGAAAUCGACGGGAGACUCGUCUGGUCGAGCAACACUUCAGGCCAAUCCGUGGCAGGCAUGCAGAUCACUGAGCAUGGCAAUCUGGUGCUGUUUGAUCAGAGGAAUGCGACAGUGUGGCAGUCAUUUGAUCAUCCAACCGAUGUAUUGGUCCCUGGGCAGUCAUUGCUGCAGGGCAUGAAGCUCAGAGCAAAUACAUCUACCACAAAUUGGACUGAGAGUAAGUUGUAUAUGACUGUUCUCCCAGAUGGUUUAUAUGCCUAUGUUGGAUCCAAACCACCACAGCUAUACUAUAAAUAUUUGGUGGACACAAACAAGAGCAGAAAAGACCCAACGAGGGUUACCUUUACGAAUGGAAGCCUCAGCAUCUUUCUGCAGUCGACACAGGCAGGAAAGCCAGAUAAAAGAAUUGCACUGCCAGAAGCUAAGUCCACCCAGUACAUAAGGUUAGAGUAUGAUGGCCAUUUGAGGUUGUAUGAGUGGUCUGGAUUUGAGUGGACCAUGGUAUCUGAUGUAAUCCACAUGGAUGAUGUAAUCGACGUGGAUAACUGUGCUUUCCCCACAGUAUGCGGGGAGUACGCGAUAUGCACAGGUGGGCAAUGCAUCUGUCCUCUUCAGACUAAUUCUAGUUCAAGCUACUUCCAGCCAGUUGACGAGCGGAAGGCUAAUCUUGGUUGUGCACCAGUGACUCCAAUAUCUUGUCAAGAAAUGAAAAACCAUCAAUUCUUAACUCUUACUGAUGUUUAUUACUUUGAUGGCAGCAUUAUAACCAAUGCAAAAAGUAGAGAUGACUGCAAGCAAGCCUGCUUAAAGAAUUGCUCCUGCAGGGCUGUACUCUUCAGGUAUUACCAUAAUGAUUCCGAUGGAGAAUGUAAGUCUGUGACAGAGGUCUUCUCCUUGCAAUCAAUACAACCUGAAAAGCUCCAUUACAACUCUUCUGUUUACCUCAAAGUGCAACUUCCUCCCUCCGCUUCUGCCCCUACACAAAAACGUAUCAAGGUAAGUUUAGGGGCUACACUUGCAGCAAUUAGUAGCCUUGUUUUAGUUAUUAUUGUUGGCAUUUAUGUACGAAGGAGGAGGAAGUAUCAAAAACUAGAUGAAGAAUUAGAUUUCGAUAUAUUGCCUGGAAUGCCAAUGCGGUUUUCAUUUGAAAAGUUAAGAGAACGCACUGAAGAUUUCAGUAAAAAGCUCGGCGAAGGUGGAUUUGGAUCAGUCUUUGAAGGAAAAAUAGGUGAAAAGAGAGUUGCAGUGAAACGUCUGGAAGGUGCCAGACAGGGAAAGAAGGAAUUCUUGGCAGAGGUUGAGACUAUUGGCAGCAUUGAGCACAUCAAUCUUGUCAAAGUGAUUGGAUUUUGUGCCGAGAAGUCAAAUAGGCUUCUGGUAUACGAAUAUAUGCCAAGAGGGUCACUCGAUAUGUGGAUCUAUUACCGCCAUAACAAUGCUCCUCUUGAUUGGUGCACAAGGUGCAGAAUCAUUCUGGAUAUUACCAAGGGUUUAUGUUAUCUUCAUGAGGAAUGCAGGCGAAAAAUUGCUCAUUUGGAUAUCAAACCACAAAAUAUUCUCUUAGACGAGAAAUUCAAUGCCAAACUGGCUGAUUUUGGACUUUCCAAACUAAUAGACAGGGAUCAAAGUAAAGUAGUGACCGUGAUGAGAGGCACACCUGGAUAUCUGGCACCUGAAUGGCUAACAUCACAGAUCACUGAAAAAGUUGACGUCUACAGCUUUGGAGUUGUUCUCUUGGAAAUAAUAUGUGGAAGGAAAAAUAUCGAUAUUUCACAGCCAGAGGAAAGCGUUCAGCUCAUCAAUUUAUUGCGAGAGAAGGCUAAAGACAAUGAAUUGAAUGAUAUAAUUGAUAAGAAAAGUACUGAUAUGGUCUCACACCACCAGGAGGAAGUGAUUAAAAUGUUGAAGCUCGCAAUGUGGUGCUUGCAAAAUGAGAGCAGCAGAAGGCCUUCGAUGUCGAUGGUUGUCAAGGUAUUGGAAGGCGCAGUGAGCGUGGAAAAUUGCCUGGAUUACAGCUUUGUCAAUGCAAAUUCAGUGAUAUCUACUCAAGACAACUCAUCCACAUAUUCAGCUCCACUUUCUGCAUCGAUUCUAUCUGGUCCAAGAUGAAAUAGGCGGCUACUGAGCACAAGAAAAUCCACCGAUCUAUGCACAUCAUAUUUUGUAACUACUUUGGUAAUCUAUCAUAUUUCUUCUUGUGAGAAGUAUGUUUCACAAUGCACUGGAAGAAUAAUUUACUAAUAACAUUUUCUUUAAACUGCAAAUAUGUUUCAUGUUUGAAUUGCCUAUCCUGGAAAACAAACUACUACUAGCUAUCUGAACUGCAUAUCAAUAUUAUCACUAAACCUGAACAAUACA
Molecule: messenger RNA, 3420 nt
Organism: Oryza sativa Japonica Group (Japanese rice)
Lineage: Eukaryota; Viridiplantae; Streptophyta; Magnoliopsida; Poales; Poaceae
Product: G-type lectin S-receptor-like serine/threonine-protein kinase SD2-5
Biological process (GO): protein phosphorylation
Molecular function (GO): ATP binding; protein serine/threonine kinase activity
Source: RefSeq, a predicted model, not a curated record